Messenger RNA from Candidozyma duobushaemuli, 1200 nucleotides. RefSeq names its product pyruvate dehydrogenase (acetyl-transferring) subunit E1 alpha (gene PDA1). Gene Ontology annotation, molecular function: pyruvate dehydrogenase (acetyl-transferring) activity. NCBI's taxonomy places the organism in Eukaryota, Fungi, Ascomycota, Pichiomycetes, Serinales, Metschnikowiaceae. The transcript has a single exon. The record is from RefSeq and is a predicted model, not a curated record. Gene Ontology annotation, biological process: pyruvate decarboxylation to acetyl-CoA. The coding region runs from base 1 to 1200 and encodes 399 amino acids. Gene Ontology annotation, cellular component: intracellular membrane-bounded organelle.
AUGCUUAGAAGCGCCAUUUGCUCCAAAGCGGGCCCAAUUAGGGCGGUAGCUGCUUCCAGAUCCUUGGCCUCCCAGGCCCUGGACCUCGCGCAAAUCCAGCUUCCUGAAUCGUCGUUUGAAACUUACAAACUCGACGAUGCUCCUUCCUUGACGUUUGAGACGGAGAAGGAAACUCUUUUGAAGAUGUACAAGGACAUGAUCAUCAUCAGAAGAAUGGAGAUGGCUGCUGACGCCUUGUACAAGGCCAAGAAGAUCAGAGGGUUCUGCCACUUGUCUGUGGGUCAGGAGGCCGUUGCUGUGGGUAUUGAGAAUGCCAUUACUCCCCAGGACACCGUGAUCACGUCGUACAGAUGUCACGGUUUUGCCUUCACCAGAGGCGCGUCUGUCAAGGAGGUUUUGGGUGAAUUGAUGGGUAAGCGUUCCGGUGUGUCGUACGGUAAAGGUGGUUCGAUGCACAUGUUUGCUCCUGGCUUCUACGGUGGUAACGGUAUUGUCGGUGCCCAGGUGCCUCUCGGUGCCGGUUUGGCUUUUGCCCACAAGUACAGAGGCGACAAGAACGCCACUUUCACCUUGUACGGUGACGGUGCCGCCAACCAGGGUCAGGUGUUCGAGGCCUACAACAUGGCCAAGCUCUGGGACUUGCCAUGUAUCUUUGCAUGCGAGAACAACAAGUACGGUAUGGGUACCUCUGCUGCCCGUUCUUCCGCCAUGGUCGAAUACCACAAGAGAGGCCAGUACAUUCCUGGUUUGAAGGUCAACGGUAUGGACAUCUUGGCCUGCUACCAGGCCUCCAAGUUCGCCAAGGACUGGUGUGCCAACGGUAACGGUCCUUUGGUGAUGGAGUUCGAGACCUACAGAUACGGUGGUCACUCCAUGUCCGACCCUGGUACCACCUACAGAACCAGAGAGGAGGUGCAGCACAUGAGAUCCAGAAACGACCCCAUUGCCGGCUUGAAGGCCGUGCUUUUGGACUUGAACCUUGCCGACGAGGCCGAGAUCAAGUCUUACGACAAGGCUGCCAGAAAGUACGUUGACGAGCAGGUUGCUGCUGCCGAGGCUGACGCUCCACCAGAGGCCAAGAUGUCCAUCUUGUUCGAGGACGUGUACGUGCGUGGCUCUGAGAUUCCCGAAUUGAGAGGCAGAAUCUCCGACGACACCUGGAACUUUGAGAAGGACGACUUCACCAACCACGUCUACUAA